This is a messenger RNA of Venustampulla echinocandica, 2592 nucleotides long. RefSeq lists its product as uncharacterized. Gene Ontology annotation, molecular function: alpha-1,2-mannosyltransferase activity. Lineage: Eukaryota; Fungi; Ascomycota; Leotiomycetes; Helotiales; Pleuroascaceae. Bases 1 to 2592 code for a protein of 863 amino acids. The transcript has 10 exons. Gene Ontology annotation, biological process: cell wall mannoprotein biosynthetic process; protein N-linked glycosylation; protein O-linked glycosylation. Gene Ontology annotation, cellular component: Golgi apparatus; membrane. The record is from RefSeq and is a predicted model, not a curated record.
AUGGCCGUAGCACGACCGAUUAGGGUGCUGGGUUUGGCAGCUAUAAUACUAUGGGUUUUCUUCCUGUACCAAGUGUUUGGUCCGGAGAGGGCCCAGAGAGGUCCUGGCGACACGCUCGAGAACAUGGAUAGGGAACCAAAUCUAGAUCUUACCGGAGAACCUGAAGGGAUACUGCAUCGAGCGGAAGAAGGAUAUGCACCUGGUGCUGAGGGCACGGCGCGAAUUAAUGCGACCCUUCUGGCUUUAGUACGCAACGAGGAGGUUAAGGGGAUGGUGCAAGCAAUGCAAGACCUGGAAAGGACUUGGAAUUCGAAGUUCAACUAUCCCUGGACUUUUUUCAACGAUAAGCCAUUUACAGAGGAGUUCAAGAGGCUCACGAAAGCGGAGACGAAAGCAGAAUGCAGAUACGAGGUGAUUCCAAAAGAGCACUGGGACGUUCCAUCCUGGAUAAAUGACGAAAUAUUCGCCGAGUCGGCCAAGAUCCUACAAGAGAACGAUAUCCAAUAUGGAAACAUGAAGUCGUACCACCAAAUGUGUCGCUGGAAUAGUGGCCUUUUCUACAAACACCCGGCAUUAGCCAACACGCAAUUCUACUGGCGGGUCGAGCCUAAAGUUCAUUUCUUCUGCGACGUCGAUUACGAUGUGUUUCGAUACAUGCAGGAUAACAACAAAACCUAUGGGUUCACCAUCUCCCUCUUCGACGCCCCUAAAUCGAUCCCUACACUAUGGCCGGAGACGGUCAAAUUCCUGGCACAACACCCGGAGUAUAUGAAUGAUAAUAACGCGAUGGAUUGGUUGACGGAUAGCCAGAGAAGACCACAACACAAUCAAGAAGCGAACGGGUACUCGACCUGUCAUUUCUGGUCGAACUUCGAGAUUGCCGAUAUGAAUCUCUGGCGUAGUCAAGCGUACGAAGAUUAUUUCAACCAUCUUGAUCGCGCCGGCGGCUUCUUCUAUGAGAGAUGGGGCGAUGCGCCCGUCCAUAGUAUCGCAGUAGGUCUGUUUGAAGAUUCAAGUAAGGUCCAUUGGUUCCGCGACAUCGGAUAUCAACACAUCCCAUUCUUCAACUGUCCCAACUCGCCGAAAUGCAAAGGCUGCGUGACAGGACGGCUCACAGACGGAGAAUCCUUGCUGCUGAAGGAAGAUUGCCGACCGAACUGGUUCAAUUUCGCUCCGCAGCCUCGUGAUACUGUCGGACGAGUCAUAGCUAAAUUGGGAAGGUCCGCGGCAAGGCACUUGAGCCCAAGUCCAAGCUUACUGUACGGGUACUGGGCGCGCCAAGUUCUCUGGGGUUCAUGGUAUGGCGUCGUCGUUGGUUGGAUUUCGGCUCUAAAGGAUACAUCUAGCAGCAUGGCCAGUGAAACUUUUGACGAGCGAAUUGACCGGGCCGUUAAGGAUAGGGAGAUCCCUGGGGCUAUAUUCGCGGCUGGAGAUGCGGAAGGGAAAUUCUAUUCCGCCAAAGCCUUCGGGCAUCGUUCUCUCAAGAAUCCCUCCAAUCCCGACCCUCUGACGCUUGAUGCCACCAUGUGGCUGGCAUCUUUUACCAAGCUGCCCACGACAGUUGCUGUCAUGCAGUUUGUUGAGCGCGGCCAGUUGAGUUUGGAUGACGAUGUUACAGCAAUCCUACCGGAACUCAAGGGCCUAAAGAUCUUGACCGGUUUUAACGAAGGUACUGACAAGCCGAUCUUGGUCGAGAAUACCAAGACCAUUACUCUGAGACAUCUUCUCACCCAUUCAUCCGGCCUUGCAUACAAUUCGAUGAAUCCACUUCUCGCCAAAUAUCGUCUCCAGGAGGGAUACACGCCCGGUUUCUUCAUCAGGGAUACGGUUCCGGUAGCCCACAGGGACCCCCUCAUAGCCGCACCCGGAGAAAAAUGGGCGUACGGCGCAGGACUUGACUGGGCUGGGUUGAUUGUGGAGCGCCUAUCUGGUAUGACACUCGAGGUGUAUGAGAACAAGAAGAUCUGGGGCCCACUGGGAGUUAAGAGCAUGACCUUCCACAUCAACGAAGCACCAGCUAUUCUGGAGAAAUUUACCGAUAUGAGCUUGCGCAGUGGCGGUCUCGCCGCUUGGGGUAGCGCGUUAAACCCAGAGGGCAAAAUGGUAUAUACUGAUGAUGGUGUUUGGAAUAGGGAUACUCCUGGUUGCCACGGCGGCGCUGGAAGUUAUGGCAAUCCGGUCGAUUACCAGAAGCUGCUGCAUAGUCUUGCUUCAGAUGAUGAGAAGGUUCUCAAGAAAGGAACCGUUGAUAUGAUGUUUCAGGAUCAGCUUACACCAGAGUCCAAGAAAGCCCUCAAUGAGAACCUGGCCAUUCCCAUGUUCAAUCAGAUCUGCGGCGGCGUCCCACCAGGAACGGUCGUCACGUUUGGUCUCGGCGGCUUGAUUUACCUGACAGAUAUGCCGGAUCGCCGCAGAGCUGGGUCGAUGAACUGGGGUGGUUUGCCGAACUUAUGUUGGUUAGUUGAUAGGAAGGCAGGCAUAUCUGCCAUCUUGGGAAGCCAAACCAUUCCCUGUGGCGACAUCAAGACCAAUAUUCUGUUCAAGGCAUGGGAGCAGGACGUGUACAAGAAGGCUGGGAAAGCGGACUUGUAG